Messenger RNA from Daphnia magna, 3434 nucleotides. RefSeq names its product phosphatase and actin regulator 1. Lineage: Eukaryota; Metazoa; Arthropoda; Branchiopoda; Diplostraca; Daphniidae. The record is from RefSeq and is a predicted model, not a curated record. The transcript has 10 exons. Gene Ontology annotation, biological process: actin cytoskeleton organization. The coding region runs from base 152 to 1915 and encodes 587 amino acids. Gene Ontology annotation, molecular function: actin binding.
UUCGGCAACUCCUCGUCGGCUUCGUCGGCUUCAGCGACAGCUUCCGCAGUGACGGCGACAGCAGCGACGACAACAACAACGUCGUCGUCCAGUUCUUCGGCAUCUUUCCCCACGUCGGUCGGCGGCCCAUCGACGAACCUCGGCUGCCACCAUGUCCAUGUCUUCCGCUUACUCGCAAGUCGUCAGUUCAAUAGCUCAACGCAACAGUCAAGCCCAACACCAACAAGGUUCCGGUUCGCCAUCUGUCAUGUCGAAGUUGCCUGGGAGGGCGGCAACGUUGGCCGUUAACUCCGUGGCAACUGCGUCGCCAACGACGACGACGACGUCCGCCAACGCGGCGUCGGCUGUCACGACGGUGACCACUUCGACGACCAUCACUGUCGGAUCGCAUCCGGCCAAUCGAUCUCCGGUCAACGCCAUGGCCGUUCAGCCGGCGGCCACGUCGUCCGCCGAAUCGUCGCAGUCGGCCGGCCAUCACGGAGUGCAAGCCACGAUGACGGACCUGCUGGAACCGCCGAUCGGCGUGACGGAAAUCGGUCCCAUUCCUCCGCCGCCCAUGUUCUCUUCGCCCAGUCCCAUGCUACCUCCUCGCGGGGCCCAUCAUCCGGCGCCUCCGCCCACCCACGGCAUCCACUUGACCCAUCUGGCGCCACCUGCCGUGGCCGCUUCUUCGCCCAACAUGUUGACCGGCGUCAGCCACGAUCUUUCCGAUCUUCAGGACGACGACGUUCCGGAAGAGAGCGUCGACGAUAGCGACAGCGAACGAGGGAUACCUCCAGCAGCAAAUUGGGUGAGAGCACAAGGACCUAAAGAGCCGUCGCUACACGCCAAGCCACUCAAAUCGGCACUGAAGAAGCCAUCGGCUUCCGGAUCGUCGGUCAGUAAUUCACCGACGACGCCGUCAACGCCGACAGGGGGCACUCCGACUCAAGACACGUCUCCGCACGGAGGUCGAGGUGUUGCCUGGCAACAAGAUCAACCUCCGCCACCUCCUCCGCCAGCCAGGCGGCUCUCACUAAGGCAGAGGAUACGGUUCAGCACGCGACCGCUAAGAUUCGGCAUCAGCCUGGGUGGUGGCAGCAGCAACAGCAACGGCAACAGCACGUCAAACAACGGCGCGGUGAAUGGCGGUACGGCGCACGACCACAAUCACAACAUGCAGCUCAAGGCGGACAACAACAACCGCGACCCGUCGGCUGCUGGUGGCCACGCAGUCGGCCAUCACCAUCAUAAUCCUGCAGCGUCGCACCACCAUCACCAUCCUCCACCUCCGCCGCCGCCGGCCAAAGGCCAGAGGCCGACCUACCUGCCCGUGCCGGUGACGGCGCCCGUUCAGUGCGACUACGAUUCGGACGAGUCGGACGGACCGAUCCUUUACCGCGACGACGACGAGGAGAACAUGUCGGAAGAAGCGAAAUUGAACGCGCGGAUAGCCCGCAAGGACAGUCUGGCGCUGAAAUUGGCCAUGCGACCCGAUCGCCAGGAGUUGAUCGAGAGAGGCAUCUUGCACGCACAAACCGAGAGGGAGCGACACAUGCAGCGCGAGACUAUCGGCGCCCGUCUGACUAGGCGGCUGAGUCUUCGACCCACGCAAGAGGAACUGGAAGAACGCAACAUCCUUAAAAGAACCAGUCCGGCGGAGGAGAAAAAGGAACGCGAAGAGAAGAAAAUGACUCUCUUCCGCAAACUCAGUUUCAGGCCAACUGUUGAAGAACUCAAAGCCAGAAAGAUCAUACGGUUCAACGACUACGUCGAAGUGGCCGACGCUCAGGAUUACGACCGAAGAGCCGACCGACCGUGGACGCGGCUCACGCCUCAGGAGAAAGCAGCCAUUCGUAAGGAGCUCAACGAUUUCAAGAGCACCGAAAUGAUGGUUCAUGUUGAUAGUCUUUACAUGAUAAGAUUCCACAAAUGAGUUGUCCGAUCCUCUUGACUGACGAACUCUGUGAUACUUGCAAAUAAGGCUGGACGAAAUUAGAGAAUAUAAUGCUGUUUUUUUGUGCGUCUGUCUGUGUGUGUGUGUGUGUGUGUGACUGAAAGUGCGUGCGCUUAUAUCUAGAGCGUGGGGAGUAUUUCGAUUGUUUGUUUGGGUUUUUUUUUUGCCUAUUUUUUCUUUCUUUUCUAGCAACAAAAUGACCGUCAUGUUUUGAGCACGCGGAAGAUGCUCCUUUUUUUGUUGACCUACAGAAUAUGUAUUGGUGGAAUUUUGCUCGUGCACGGCUACUACAAAAAUGACAUGAUAUCGAAGUGCCUGGGAUUCUUUAAAAAACAAAAAAAAACAAAAAAACGGAUGCAUAUUUACUUGCUUAUCGUAUGAGGAAAUUGAGAAAACAUAACGGGGGUGUAACCGCUUCUGAUGAUCCUCUUUGAUUAUUUUGUCUUUUUGCAAAUUUUUUUUUUCCAUUUCUUCAUUUUUCUUUGAUUUUCUUUUUUUCUUUUUUUUUUUUCGUUUUUCUUGAAAGGGAGCUGUUAUCUCGUGGCUUCAAUUUCGCCCGUCUUCCCAUGGAAAACGGGGUGACGUAAUGUUAAAAGCACGAGAAAACACACGCCAUUUUCCAUUCCAUUAUGAGAUAUUUUUCGUUUUCUUUCCUUUUUUGUUGUUGCUGCUGCUGCUGUUGCCGCCGCCGCCACACCCUUUUGCUAUUACUUUACACUUUCCCCUGUAUUUCUGUCUGUCUCUUAGCGUUGGAACAAACAAAAACAAAUGAGAACAAAAAAUUACAAACUCGGGUUUUGCGAUCAACGAGUGUUCCCUGCCCCUUGUCCCAUCCUCCUGAUCUAUAUUAAAGAGAUAUAUAUUUGCGAUUGUAUUGGGGAAAUGCAGGAAAAAAAAACCUGAAUUAGUUGUCGAUUUUGAUUACAUUUCCUUUUUCUUUUCUUUUUUCUGAUAAUUUUUUUUUCUUUUACAAAUGAUUGUACAGACGUUUGUUUCGCACCGAAUGACCGCAAUCAUUGUGUACAAAGUCGUAGUCUAUUUGCUCCCCGUUCCCUUUUUGAUCCCCAUCCCUGUCCAUCCUACUAAAUUUCUUUGCAGUCGUGAACGAAUGAACCCAUCCAUCCCAACUUUGAAAACAAAAUGGAUGAACCGAUUAAACCCGCAAAGUAUUAUGUUUAGCCUGUUCCUUUUGAUCGAGUUGCCGCCCCCAGUCCCACGAUUUAAUUUUUGUUGUGGCCCGCCACUAUUCUGGAUUCCCUUUCUAUAAACAAAUAAUAAUGCUCUUGCUGGCUUUGUUGUUCCGCGCGUGUAGAUGUGUUCAAGUGACUCACCCAAGUUUUCUCCUACAUGUCGGUCGCUAGCCCAAAUCAACAGUUCCCCGAUCCCCAUCACGCCCGUUCACGGCGCGAAAUUGAAUCGUGUUCUUUUUUAAUUAUUAUUAUUAUUUUUUUUUUAAUACGAAAGAAGAAAAAAUUGAAAUACAAUAAUUAUCGAUUGA